Messenger RNA from Mycena indigotica, 2355 nucleotides. RefSeq lists its product as uncharacterized. The record is from RefSeq and is a predicted model, not a curated record. The transcript has 22 exons. Bases 1 to 2355 code for a protein of 784 amino acids. Lineage: Eukaryota; Fungi; Basidiomycota; Agaricomycetes; Agaricales; Mycenaceae.
AUGCCGAAAGCGACCACCGUGCUCUUUCUCCUCGUCUUAUUCUUUGUGUGCCUCUCGUCGUCGGGCGUCUACGCGUUCGGAGCAGGAAACAUCCCCUCGUUUUCCUACUCCGAAGGCCGCGCGUUCCGGCAUGGAGACAUCGAAGAUGCGCUGAGCGAAUUGAUCAAACGCGGGAGUGGCGGGGGCUUUGCGCUUGCCAAUAUGCUUUCGAAGGGAUCCAAAUUCGGAGGGUUGGAUGUUAAACGCGUCUACUUUGGCAAUUGGCUUCGGGACUAUAGUCAAGCUAUGGAUAUUGCGGCUCUCAAGAAGGUUCAGCCACAGACCAUCCUCAACCUCUGCAUGGUUCUGGGCUUCCUCGCUCAUGGAUAUGCCACUGCCGAGUUUGAAGUCACCUUUGAACGACUGGGCGUAUAUCUUCCAACCGAACACAUAGACAACCCUAAAGGCUAUGGAGAGGGCGAAGAUCCACGCAAAUAUCAUCCCCAGUUGAGAGGACCUGUCGAUGCAUGUCUAACAACACCAGUUGAGCUUGAGAUAGACCCUCGAACGGGUAUGAAGAACUAUAUCGCCAACGAAAACGGUCACUGGGACACAUCCAAAGCAUUGGUGCGGAGAACACUAGACCAAUGCGUCCAUUUUGGUCGCCAACAUCGCUCCUCUGGGCGAAAAGAAGAUGAAUACGAGGCAUACCGGCUUCUUGGUCAACUCCUCCAUACUUUGGAGGACUUUUCUGCGCAUUCCAAUUUCUGUGAGCUCUCGCUCGUUUCGAUGGGAUACCAGGAGGUGUUUGUCCAUGUCGGCGAUCAAGUUCGUAUCCAGUCGCCCCAAGGAAAGUGGGUUGCACCACUUGUAACCGGCUCGUUCGGAGGAAAUGACUUCAUCCAUUCGUUACUUGGAGAAGCUGGCGACCAUUUGAGUCAAGCGUCAGUCUCCGAUCUAAACAAAGAGCUCGAGAAAGCUCGCGCAUCAAACACUCGUUCAGGACCGGGUGGACCUAGCAACACUUUGCGGGAUCUGCUCUUCUCGAUUCCAGGAGGCGGAGGAACUGAAAUGUCGAGAGAGAUGGAGGGUAUCGAGCGAAUUCGUGCGGGACCCUCGCAAGGCGGCAAGCGGCCUGAAGAUAUGACUCCACAAGAGUUGCACAGUGUUCUAUGGCAGGUACUGAGUUUCCGCGACUCAAUCUCCAAGAAAAUUUCGAACACGAUCGAAAAGAUUCCCGGUCUUGGCCCGCUCAUUGACAAGCUCAUGGAUUCGAUCUCUGUCUUCGUUUUUACCACCCUCGAACCCUUCCUCCGUCCGCUUAUGAAGACGGCAACCACGCAACUCUCAUCUGUUUCGGCCGAGGUCAUUGAUUCACACGACCAAUACCAAGUUUUCGAUGACCCUCGCGCGUCGGACCCUACACACUCAUUCUUGAGCAAAGAUCAUUUUAAUCUGCUUCUGAACGAGCCUGCUGGUCACAUUGCACGACUUAUUGUGAUCCAUACGGUGACGCUGGUGGUCAAGGCUUGGGAUGAUAACUCUGUGAAUGUGCACCACAUGAGCGAAGAAAUCCUGUCCUGCUUAUUUCACCCUGAUUUCCACAACCCGCAGUCGAAGAUCCAGCGCGAGAUGAUGCAACACAUGCGGACAUGGGUGGAGGGACUUGGUGGACGACGCACGACUGUUAUUCAACGGCUGACCAAGAACGCUGUGCGCAACCACCAGAACGUGCGCCUUGCCGGGGAGGGCGGCAAAAACGAGGCAGAGGGCUCGUUCGCUGCUGGCCAAGCACAUCAAUUCCAGAACUACCUCGCUGGCCAGGCACAAGGGAAGAUUCCGGGUGUUGCUCAGGCCGCGGCACUCUUUGGGUCUGGCGGUGGUGGUGGGCAUGGCCGUCGGGAUAUGCCGGGAGGAAGUGGUGGUGGUGAAGCAAACACAUUCUUUGGUGGUAGCGGUGGAGCUCCUCCUCCCGUUGCUGCUCAUGGUAAUCACGGCCACGGCCACGGCUCGCCGGGCUACCCAGGCCAGUCGCAGCAACCUUCCUAUGGAGCACCUCCCGGACCACCUCCGUCUUUCCCGGGCCAGCAGCCAACCGGGUCGUAUGCACCAUCGUAUUCUCCGCCUGCGGGGUAUGGCGGUGCGCCAUCAUUCCCUGGUGGGCCGGAUCAAUAUGGGAAUGCGCCGCCAUCAUUCCCCGGAUCUGGUCCUAGUUUCCCCGGAUCAGCGCCGAAUUUCCCUGGGGGCCCCGGACCGGGUUUCCCCUCGUCGGGUCCCAGCUUCCCUGGUGCUGAGGGUUAUGGCGGGCCUCCCCAGUUCCCGAAUGCGCAGGGUGGAGGGUACCCACAAGGACCAUCGUAUGGCCAGGGGUGGUAG